Porites lobata is the source of this 732-nucleotide messenger RNA. Lineage: Eukaryota; Metazoa; Cnidaria; Anthozoa; Scleractinia; Poritidae. The record is from the annotation of a GenBank genome assembly.
AUGUCCUCGGCUGCAAGAGGUAGACAAGCAUUUAUCAGACAAACGAGCCUCAAAGCAGUCUGCACGCACUGUAAUGCACACUGCCUGAAUCUUGCUAUUGUACAUUCCUGUGAUAUUCCAUUGAUAAGAAACAUGAUAGGAACACUCAAUGAAAUAUUUUCUUUUUUCAAGUUCUCACCAAAAAGGCACGAGCUUUUAGCGGCAGUUAUUAACUACAUAUGCCCUAACACACGCCGGACCACCCUAAUUAGUCUUUGUCGCACUCGCUGGGUGGAGAGGCAUGAGGCGUUCGAGGUAUUUAACACCCUUUUCAGAGCAAUUGUCAAGACAUUAGAAGUAAUGGAAAAUGAGCGUGUUUACCUUGACGAGGACGGAUCCUGGAAAUGGGACCAGGAAACGCGCCGAAAGGCGAACAGUUUUCUGGCAGCCGUAACUCCGUUCCAGUUCAUAGUAACGAUGAUCACAGUGAUGAAGUGUUUGUCUGUCCUGAAACCACUAAGCAUACAACUGCAGAAACGCGACAGUGACAUUUAUAAGGCUUACACCCAAGUUAGCUCUGUGAAAUCAGCUCUGAAAGCUAUCAGAGAGCAGAUCGAGGUUCACUUCAAUCGGUGGUACGAAGCAAGCGAUGAACUAGGCAAAAGCGAUGUUGAACCCGCACUUCCAAGAGUUGCCAACAGACAGCGGCAUGGUGAUAACGUUCCAGAUGCCACACCUAUUCAGUACUUUUAA